AUGUCGCCACCACCCUCUUACCACCGCCUAGCGGUUGACGCACCAGCCUCGGAUGCAACGACGCCGUCACCGCCUCCUUACCGCCGAGAUCCCAUUCCCUUGGACCUGCUACCGCCGCCUAAAGAGGGGCAGCAGUCUUCUUUCCUCCAACUACCUGUGGAUAUGCUUUGGCUCAUAUUCGAUAAACUCUCUCUCAUGGACCAAUAUAUACUUUCGAGGACUUGCCACGCUAUGAAGCAUGUAUUUGGCGCGACCUGUGACAGCGCCAUAAUAGCUCUUUCUCCGGAAGAAUAUCUCGACAUGUGCCUGAAGGCUGCCGCUGUGAUGCCGAAGGCUAUGCUCGCGCUUAAGUACACCCGUCUUGGAAAUGCCGAACAAGAACACUUAGCAAGGCUGAUGGCAUGCCACUCUGUGCCUGUUAAUACAGUCGACUUGGAAUCUAUGAGGUUUUCUGCCGGCCAGGAGGGCAAUCUCUGGUCGAAUGCUGCAUUUUCACAGCUCGCCCGAAGACUUCCCAAGGCAGGUUCAUUAUUUUCACAAAAUGGGAAUUCACGUACACAGAAAUGUCGAAAAGCUCUUCGCCCGAAAUAUCUUUCCCAGAAACCAGACUCUGCCCACACUUGA
This is a messenger RNA of Mytilinidion resinicola, 624 nucleotides long. RefSeq lists its product as uncharacterized. Gene Ontology annotation, molecular function: protein binding. The transcript has 2 exons. The coding region runs from base 1 to 624 and encodes 207 amino acids. The record is from RefSeq and is a predicted model, not a curated record. Lineage: Eukaryota; Fungi; Ascomycota; Dothideomycetes; Mytilinidiales; Mytilinidiaceae.